AUGUCAGAAACAAAUCAAAAUUCUCCAUUGAUCCAAUCAAAGCUUCCUGAUUUAAAACAAUCAAUGACAUUGAAAUACGUGAAGCUAGGCUAUCACUACCUCAUCACCCAUGCAAUGUUACUGUUCUUAUCACUUUUUGUGGUUCUAAUAUCGCCAUGUCUCUCCACACUCUCAGUCCAAGAUUUGCAUGACAUUUGGGGCUAUAUGCACUUCAAUCUCAUAUUUGUGUUCCUUUGCAUAGCUCUCCUUGUGUUCUUGUUGACCCUUUAUUUUCUAUCUGGGCCUCUACCAAUUUACCUUGUUGAUUUUUCAUGCUACAAAGCUGAGGAUGCACGCCAAUGCCCAAGGCAGAUAUUCAUGGAUUGUGCUAGUAUGACAGGAGCUUUCACUGACCAAAGCCUCGAGUUCCAGCGCAAGAUUCUGGAACGAUCGGGGCUUGGUGAGUCAACAUACCUCCCUGAAGCUGUUACAAGAAUUCCUCCAAACCCAUCAAUGGCAGAGGCCAGGAAGGAAGCUGAGGCUGUCAUGAUUGGUGCUGUUGAAGAGCUAUUUCAGAAGACAAGGGUGAAGCCAAAAGACAUUGGAUUUCUGAUUGUGAACUGUAGUUUGUUUAACCCCACACCUUCUUUGGCUGCUAUGGUUAUUAACCAUUACAACCUUAAUGGGAACAUUCUUACUUACAAUCUUGCUGGCAUGGGUUGUGGUGCUGGUUUGAUUUCUAUUGAUCUUGCCAAGGAACUUCUUAGUGUUCAUCCAAAUUCUUAUGCUCUCAUCAUUAGCAUGGAGAACAUCACCUUGAACUGGUAUUUUGGGAAUGAUAGAUCAAUGCUUGUUUCUAACUGUUUGUUUAGAAUGGGAGGAGCUGCAAUCUUGCUUUCUAACAAGAGGUGGGAUAGAUUUCGAUCCAAGUAUCAGUUGAUGCACACAGUUAGGACUCACAAAGGUGCUGAUGACAAGAGCUUCUCUUGUAUUACCCAAAGGGAAGACUCCACAGGAAGGGUUGGUGUUUCUUUGUCAAAGGAUCUCAUGACAGUUGCUGGUGAUGCUUUGAAGACCAACAUUACUAUUUUGGGUCCUCUUGCGUUGCCAAUGUCUGAACAGUUGAUCUUUUUUGCCAACUUAGUAGCAAGAAAAGUUUUCAAGAUGAAAAUGAAGCCUUAUAUACCUGAUUUUAAGUUAGCUUUUGAUCAUUUCUGCAUUCAUGCGGGUGGAAGAGCUGUGCUGGAUGAAAUCGAGAAGAACCUCCAACUCACAGACUGGCACAUGGAACCCUCCAGGAUGACCCUUUACAGGUUUGGCAACACUUCCAGCAGCUCACUUUGGUUUGAAUUGGCUUACAUUGAAGCCAAAGGAAGGAUAAAAAGGGGCCAUAGGUUAUGGCAAAUUGCAUUUGGAUCUGGAUUCAAAUGCAACAGUGCAGUUUGGAAGGCUCUCAGGAAAGUGAACCCAGAAAAGGAAAACAAUCCAUGGAAGGAUGAAAUUCAUCAGUUUCCAGUUGAUGUUCCCAAAUUCUCAGCUAUCUAG
Molecule: messenger RNA, 1524 nt
Organism: Abrus precatorius (Indian licorice)
Lineage: Eukaryota; Viridiplantae; Streptophyta; Magnoliopsida; Fabales; Fabaceae
Product: 3-ketoacyl-CoA synthase 11-like
Exons: 1
Coding region: 1-1524 (507 amino acids)
Biological process (GO): fatty acid biosynthetic process
Cellular component (GO): membrane
Molecular function (GO): acyltransferase activity, transferring groups other than amino-acyl groups
Source: RefSeq, a predicted model, not a curated record